Molecule: messenger RNA, 1137 nt
Organism: Cylicocyclus nassatus
Lineage: Eukaryota; Metazoa; Nematoda; Chromadorea; Rhabditida; Strongylidae
Source: the annotation of a GenBank genome assembly
UUUGUAAUGCCAGUUCACUGCAAAUUGUUCAACAGAAAUGUGUCUUUUGUUUCUACAAUUGUUACUAAUUUCAUACUGCUCUGCUACAAUUAACAUAAAUGAGCCAUUGGCUGUCACCAUAACACCGAAAAUCUGGAACCUUCUAGAAACCAAAGCGCAUAUAAUAAAUGCUGCAGUCUCUUCUAUCACAUUCCCAGAGCUUGAAGGAAAGGAACAUUUAGUUAAAUACAGAGUUUGGGACGGCAGAGUUGAGCAAUUCAGUGUCCCAGCAAAUGGAGUCUCAUUUCAAGAUGUUAAUAACGGGGUCUACUUGUCGGUAAAAGGAGUACAAUUUCAAGCAAGAAUACAUGGAAGAGUGGAGAUAGGAAAGAAAGUGUUUGGAAAAUGGGUACGCAUUGCUCGCAUGAGUGGUGACAUAACGGCAAAGUCUGAACAUGCGAACCUCGACGUAAACCUAGCGUGGGACGAUUUCAAAUUCAUUCCAACCGUCACAAUGGACUCAAAUGUUAGAGUAGACUUCACACACCAUCUUCGGCGAUUGAACUUUCUACGAAGCAAAGUGGAGAAAGCUGUCAAUUCGAAAGUCGAUAGCGAAGUGCCCAAUAAGUUGAUUCAUGCGAUAGAAGACAAGGCCAAUCCUCGUUUGCAAAAACUGAAACAGAAACUUAUCGAUAUGGGCAUCAACAAUCACGAACUGGAUUGGAGAAUAAUGAACGGCACUCUACGUAUAACACUGAAACCAAAGGGCACUGGUGAAAUCACAUCGAUUUCACCAAUCGACAAAAUGAUCUGCAUCGAUGCAAGUAUUCUAGAUGCCCUUGAAAUUCUCAAUCGCAGUAAAAGAGGACUGAGGUCGAAACUCAAAGGUCUUACAGACAAAAUUCUUGGAAGACACCACCAAUCAGAAUCGGAUUCGGAUCCAAAUCCGCCAGCACCGCCUGCUCCUCCUUCUCCGCCAAUAAAGAAUUUGGAUUUUACAUGCGUCGAGCCCACGUUCACCUGCGGCUUUUUGUCAUGUACCUACUGCACAGAUGUCGAUGUGAAUCCGUCCUCCUCUACCUCUACAAAUGAUACUUUCCAAAAUUGCUAUCCGCAGUUCUAAUGCUUUAUUAAAUAAACUAAAUAAUGUGAUCCUUA